AUGCAGAGAGGCGUGAAACGCGGUAUGCCGCUCUUUGAAGAGCAGGAGAUGGCAGAGGAGAUGUAUUGCCGUCUCAGCAACAUCAGCUCAGACUGUCAUUGGGUAUCUCGCUAUCUCGCCGGUGCCUAUCCAGAGAACAGACUAUGCCCACGAGGACGCGAUGAACUGCUCCGUAUCCACGAGUACUCGGAACUCGUAGUCGAUGCGCUCGCGGCCUACUACGGAAUAUUGUGCACCGUCGUCAGAGCCAUCCGCUCCGACCAUGCAACAUUUGACUCGUCCUGCGCCGACCUGAUCACCCGCUACGAUGCCCUACAGCGUAGCCUGGAGCAGACAAUCACGUCCGGCGCGCAGCUGCUGGACACCCUGGCGGACUUCAAGCAGUACGUCGUUGGAAGGUUCUCGUAUCCGCCCUUCACCCAUUUUGUGGUCAUGAAUAUCCUGGGACCGAGCUGGACGCCCCGAGAAAAGGCCUGCGCCAUCGUUCCUCCGAAGGUUCAGGAGAUGUUGGAAGAGGUCGAGGCGGGCGUGGCUUUAGCUGCUCGGCUCAAAUUGUCAGUUUCCGGCGUACGAGAACCGCGCGGAAUGCAGCAAGGCGCAAUCGGAGAUUUCGUUCCGCUGUCCACCUACAUGCCUCUCUAUAUAGAGCAGGAGAUCGCCGGAGAGAUGUACGGCAACCUCACCCGUAUCGACUUCGCCUGCCAUUGGGUGGACCAAUUUCUCUCUGGCGCGACUCCUGAGAACGUGCUAUGCGCGCGAGGUCAGGAGGAGAUGCGCCGUCUUCACGAAUAUGCCAAUCUGAUAGUUGACGCGCUUGCGGCUUUCCACGACAUCUUGAGCACUGCCGUAGAUGCCAUCCUCUGCGAACCUGACUCGUUCGACGCCACUGGCACCAAGCUCAUCACCCAAUACGAUGAUCUGCAGAGCAACUUAGAGCGCAUCAUCACUUCUGGUGGGCGGCUGCUCGAUUCGCUGCUGGACUUCAAGCAGUACGUCCUCGACACCUUCUGUUAUUCCUCUGCCAUCCGUUCCUUCGUCGCGAAAAUUCUGGGCCCAACAUGGACGCCAAAGGAGAAGGCCUUCUUCUACGUCCCACCCAAAAUCCAGGAGAUUUGGGAAGAAGUUGAGUCUAUAGUGGCUCUGGCCGCUCGAUUGAGGGAGUCCGUAGCAGGGCUGCGAGAGCACUUCUCGAUGGCCAAGCUCAGAGAGGCGAGGGAGCUCGAUGCGGAGGCCCGACAUGAGCUGGGGAUGCUGGUCGACGACGCUGCAUUCGCCGUUUACUCGUACACCACUAGUGCACGCGAAACAGCGGCGCGUAUAGUGAGCGGGUUCGCUGCCAUCUUAUACAAGGCUCCAAACAACACGAUGAGCGUGACUUUCGACGAUACAUCAUACGAGCUCAGCCUAGAAAGGUGCCGUCACUCGAUAGGCGUGAACCCCGGGGUAAGGCUCUCUCACUCGAUGCCGCUUUACGAGGAGCAGGAAAUGGCCGAGGAGAUAUAUCGCCGCAUCAGCCGUCUUAGCUCAGACUGUCAUUGGGUAGUGCGCUAUCUCGCUGGCGCCUAUCCGGAACACAAACUAUGCCCACGAGGACUGGAAGAAAUGCGUCGCCUGCACGUGUACUCCAAACUCGUAGGCGAUGUGCUAGCAGCUUACUACGAAGUCGUGUGCACCGUCGUAGACGCCAUCCGCUGUGAACCAACAUUAUUCAACUCGACCAGCGCUAAAUUGAUCGCCCGCUACAAUGUUCUACAACUGAGCUUGGACGACAUCAUCACUUCCGGUGGGGAACUGCUGGACUCGCUGGCGGACUUCAAGCGAUACGUUUUCGACAAGUUUGCCUAUCCUCCCAUCAUCCAUUUUCUCGUCAUGAGCAUUCUGGGCCCGAGCUGGACGCCUAGGGAGACAGCCUUCUCCGUCGUCCCUCCUAAGAUCCAGGAGAUAUCGGAAGAAGUCGAGUCAGGCGUGGCUUUGGCUGCUCGGUUGAAGGCAUCCGUAGCAGGGCUACAUAUCCUGGACAUACGUGUCGACCUCGGGAUAGUGCACGCCCAGCCCUCCGUCGAGCGCCUCAGCAUACUGCGAGAACUUCUUCCUCCAACGCGCCAGAAGCACCGCGAGAAUGCUACGACGAACGCCAAGCUCGCUCGCGUUCUAGAUGGACACGUUGGUCGUCUCGCAUGGCGGAUGUGUGGCGUGGUCGGUGCAUGUUCGACGAUCUGGUUAUGCACGCGGCAGAAGCUGUUCCUCGCCCUGUCAACCCCGCCAUUCCGCGCCCUCCCCCAACUCAUCCUGCCAGCCCGCUACUCGAGUAUGGGCAGGGAUCAGGCCUCGCACCUAUUGUCGACCAUCGCGUCGAGCUUGCCGUCCGCGUCGGCGGUCGAACUACGCCGCGUCGAGGUAGCAUGCGACACCAACGACGGACGAGGAUCGCGUCGGAGAGGUGCCGGGUGCGACGAGAUGAGAGACGGCGACAUGAUGGACGAUGACGCGCUCCCGGUGGUCUGCCCGCCGAUGCUUGACGCGGCGGUGCAGAAGCCCGAGCAGCGCGAUGGUAGCCAGCCGUACGGGUACUCGCGAAGCAUGGGCGGGCUACUGAGUAAGAGCGCGAACAAUGGUAGCGAGAGCGACUGCGUAUGCUUUGGCGACUGCUCUCGCUUGAAUGAAAAGCCGAGCGCGCGACGACGUACGUCCAGCUCCAAGCUCGCAAGGUCAAACCGGUCCAAAGACGGUGACUACAUGCGCGACGACGACGGACAGACGCCCCUUGAGCUUGCUCUCGCGGGCGGGUUGAGGGUUGAGGGUUGUGCAGCAUCUGUGCGCUCUGUGAGGGUUUCGGGCGGCUGCGUCUGGGAGGCUCCCAUGCGAGUCGUAGAAGCUCUUUUCAUGGAGCUGCGUGUGCGUGCCCAACCAGCGAUGUCAAUACCUACCCAAAUCGACGCACCCCUCUUCUCUGGUUUCUCGUCCAUCAAGGAUACUAAGCCUCGGGAUGCAAUCUCUGCCGCUCCGGGCACCAGCGCCAGCUACGCGGACGUCCACCGCUCUGGGGGCUUGCUCUUAGCAAUGAGCACAGCGCUUGUUCUCUUUGCAUGUGCGUCAGAAAUUUUGAGUCUCCCGCUUCAGCUCGUAUCUGUCUUCACGGUCGCGCACACGUCAGCUUCGGCGGCGCCUCGGAAAACCAUCGCUUGUCGGAUAUACCGCGAGCAUACCAAUUUCAUCAUGAUGCUCUCGGCUUUCUAUGGCAUCCAUGUUGCGGUCUAUCUGGCAGCCAUCUCUACGCUUGCACGUCGAACCUCGAACGGCUACUUCCUCCUGAUAAUCAUCACGCUGCUUUUCGUCGUCUCGACUGUAUGGUUCAUGGUCAACUUCCAUCUCGAAAUCGCCGUAGCGCUAGCGGCGUUUCGGCCGGAUGUCUACGAUAUCCUUCGCCACGUCGCCGCUCCCUUGCUGGUAAUCGUGAGGAUUAACCAUGUUCUGUCGGACGUCGUUGUCGUCUGGAGGGCGUGGAUCCUGUGGCCGCGAAGCAAUCGGGUCCGCACGGUACUCGUCGGCGCCAUAGUAUGCACGGCGUCCGGAAGUAUCGCCGAACUCGCAUAUUCGUACACGAAGUUUGGCUGGAUGGCUUAUGCUGCGAAUCUUCCUGAGCAAAGUGCCAACUACUCGCGCGCCUUCCUCACCAUUCUUCCUGUCAUCCUCACAAACGUUCUCUCGACUGCUUUGGUGGGCUACAAGGUCUGGGAGUACCGGCGCAACGUCAAAUCCUCGCUCGGCGGUGUAGCCCAAACACGAGUGGAGAAAAUCCUCCUUUUGCUAGUCGAGUCGGGCGUAAUCUACAGCGCUAUCUGGAUAAUCUACUUAGCAGUCGUUCUCGCCGACAUCAACGGCGCCUUCGACAGCGACCUUACACAUAUGGGACCAGCGGCGAUGAUGGGGCCUGUGAUGCCGGCCAUAGCGGGGAUAUACCCCACCGUCGUCGUCAUCAUCUCUGCGGCACAAAGCUCGCCAACACAUUAUAUUCCAACUGUUCAUAUCGGCGAGACGAUCCGUACCGGCAUGACAAGCACACGACGCGAAUCGGCCUGGGGUGGUCGACGUGCUUCUCUACUCGGCGUCGGACGCGACGACAGCUCGACUUCGGAAACCUUGAUGCUGGCCUCCCUGAGUAGGAAGAGCACAGCGACUUCCUUCGUGAAUAGGGCAUUGGACUUGGUUGGCAUGUCGCUUCUCCUAUACGACUAUGCCAUCACUAUAGGCGAGUGUAUCUUCCUCAGCCUGUACUUCCGGAGCCCGAUGCAGCAUCUAACGACAUGUCAAAAAAUCAACUACAUCGAUUCGGCCUGUGUUGCUGCCAUUCAGGUGGCCGUCUCCGCUGGGAUCGCCGUGUCUGGGUGGGCUGUCGCCAACCAAGACGGAGACUUCGACUUACGAAAACUCAAGAAUGGGAGCGGAAUGAGCUGUCUCGUCCUAUACGUACCCGACUCGAGCGUGCACUGGAUGUCCGCGGUGUGGAUUAUCUUAAUGGUCUUCGACCUCAUUGUGUUCGUGCUGACGGCGUUCAAAACCAUGGAAGCCGUGCGUGAGCCGAAGAUGGCGCUUUCGCGCGUCCUGUUACGAGACGGUUGCUACGGUAAGGUCACAUACAUCCAUAUCUCCGAGGCUGCCUCGGAACAUUGGCCAACAGAUCACCCGCUGCCGUCUCUUCACUCUUCCUCCACCUCUUCGCUCGACCCCCGACGACGCGAGCGCAGAACUCCGCCAGAGAUGGCCACGGGACUAGAAGCGCAAAUGAAGCUCGCGGCGCUCGCCGUGCAGUCCGUGCUCUUUGGGAUCUACAUCGCUCUCGUUCUGGCGAUGAUCUAUCUCUUGACCCUUCGCCCGCAUUCGGAGACGGUGCGCCGCACCGGCAGACUGGGCGAGCGGCUUCUCUUUGCUGGCUUGAUCAUGCUAUCAGCGAUGAUCACCGGCCAAUGGAUCUGCAUCGUCAUCCGCGCCUUUCAAGCGUUCAUAGUUUGGGAAGGCGGACAGCACGCGGAUUACUUCUACGCCAACAUCACGGGCCCGAGCGAAGUCUUAAGAUCCGCUUUCCACAGCGCCACAGUGACCAUUGCAGAUCUAUUUGUGGUUGCACGCGUAUAUGUGAUCUGGAAUCACAAGAAGAGCGUGAUCAUACUUCCAAUCACCGCUCUCCUUCUCCUUCUCGUUUCUGCGGUCGGAGUGACAUACGCAUACGGCGCAUACGAGAUGAUGGAUCCCGCCACGCUGACUUCACUCCAUCGGUGGAGGAUGGCUCAGUCCGUCCUGACAAUUUGUAUCAAUGUCUAUUGUACAGUCGGCCGUGUCCAGCGACAAGCUGCGCAGUUCAGCGGUAGCAGAUCAGUUAGGUCCGUAGUUACCAUUAUGGCCGAAAGCGCCGCCUUCUACACCUUCAUCGUCCUCAUCGCCCAGAUCACCUACGGCACCAACCACGUCUCGAACUACUUCUUCAACGACUGCAUCCCGCCCGCGGCCGCGCUCGCCGCCGUCCUCGUGCACGUGCGUGCGGUGUUGGGAAGGGGAGGAGGGCAGGAGGGAGAUGCGGAAAUGGCGCCGGUGGAGGGGAGGAGAGUAUCGCAGUCGUGCGUGGAUCUGAGGGACGUGCCGAAGGCGGUUAUUCGCUGA
Molecule: messenger RNA, 5655 nt
Organism: Schizophyllum commune H4-8
Lineage: Eukaryota; Fungi; Basidiomycota; Agaricomycetes; Agaricales; Schizophyllaceae
Exons: 45
Coding region: 1-5655 (1884 amino acids)
Source: RefSeq, a predicted model, not a curated record